CAGAAACCAAAGGGAACUCCCCUUCCUUAGAACAUAAUUUUUUUCAAAAACCAAAAAAGAAAAAAAAUGGCCUCUACUUGGCCCCAAACCUUGACAUUUACUCUCCUUCUCGUCGUCGUCGGGAUCAUCCUUGCAUCAACCCCUUCCAAUGCAUCCUCAUCGAGGGGUUACUACGACAACAACUACAGCUACGAACAGCCAUCCUACACCUACAACUACCAGCCCCAAGAAUAUAGCCAACCCCAAGAAUACAGCCAGCCCCAGGAAUACCACUACCCUGUCCAAGAAUACAAGCCCUACUACUCUCCUCCAAGCAGCCCGGCCUACAAGGAUGGAGAAUCAGAACAGCGCUCUUACAGUGGCACCCCUUCUGAUAAGGCCGCCUUCAUGCAAGUCCAUAAUGACGCGAGGUCAGCAGUUGGACUUCCUCCGUUUACUUGGGACGACAGGCUAGCCUCCUUUGCUCAAUCAUGGGCUAACCAGCGUAUCAAUGACUGUCGUUUGGUCCACUCGAAUGGUCCAUAUGGAGAGAAUAUAUUCUGGGGUAGUGGCGGUUAUUCAGCAGCAUUUGGAGUGCAGUCAUGGGUGAAUGAACGUAAGUACUAUGAUCUUUACUCCAACUCCUGUGCUGGUGGCAUGGAUUGUGGCCACUACACUCAAAUCGUCUGGAGGAGCUCCACCCGCAUUGGUUGUGCUAGGGUUACCUGUAAUGAUGGAGGCGUUUUCAUCACUUGCAACUAUGACCCUCCCGGCAACUACAUUGGCACAAAACCAUACUGAUUCAUUGUCAAUUAUCUUAUUGACAUUAAUAAUAUUGUUUUGAUGAUGGUUUCUGUUUUGAGAAAAUGUUAUUGUUGUUUUUUUUUGUUUUUAAGUAAUAGGCUAAAGGGGGGUUCUAACCAUGUCCCAAUAGCUAGCUCCUAAGCAAUUUGUUAACUUAUGUACUUGAUCAGCUCUAGUGAAGCUUUUCAGGUGCAUAUUUCUGUUGGCUGUGUUUUCCUUUCAUUCACAUUAAUUAAUUAACAUCCAUUUGUGUGUUA
Molecule: messenger RNA, 1040 nt
Organism: Beta vulgaris subsp. vulgaris (sugar beet)
Lineage: Eukaryota; Viridiplantae; Streptophyta; Magnoliopsida; Caryophyllales; Amaranthaceae
Product: pathogenesis-related protein PRB1-2
Exons: 1
Coding region: 67-780 (237 amino acids)
Cellular component (GO): extracellular region
Source: RefSeq, a predicted model, not a curated record